Paramecium octaurelia is the source of this 234-nucleotide messenger RNA. The record is from the annotation of a GenBank genome assembly. Lineage: Eukaryota; Ciliophora; Oligohymenophorea; Peniculida; Parameciidae.
AUGGCUGUGAUUUUAUUUGGCUUUAUUUUGCUAUAGUCAACUGAUAAAUUUAUUUAUGUAUCCCAAUUUUCAUUCGCUUCAAAACGUCUCCAAUUUCAUUAAAAAUUUGUAGAAAUGGUCUAUUUUUUGGGUUUUCAAUAUAAACAGAAUAUAUUUGUGAAAUUAUUAUAGGGCAUCACAGCGAUAAUAAUAUUUAUUCGUUAUGUUUAUGGGAAUUUUAGAAACAAAUUUUGA